AUAGUAUUUCGAAACCCAACCUCUCAUAGAAAGAGGACCAUCAAAAGCUCCUUUUUCAUCAAGAUCUCCUGCUUCAGAAACCCAGAAACACUUCCAAAAUCUUGGUUUUUUCUCCUUCUGUCUGCUUCUUUCAUACUCAAAAGAAUUGAGAUGGGUCUGCGAGACAUUGGAGCUACACUGCCUCCUGGGUUUAGGUUUUAUCCGAGCGACGAGGAGCUGGUUUGCUAUUAUCUCUACAAAAAAAUUGCUAAUGAGGAGUCUUUGAAGGGUACUUUGGUGGAAAUUGAUUUGCAUACAUGUGAACCAUGGCAGCUUCCUGAGGUGGCGAAACUCAAUGCGACUGAGUGGUACUUCUUCAGCUUUCGUGACAGGAAGUAUGCCACGGGGUUUCGGACCAACCGAGCUACAACAUCUGGCUACUGGAAAGCCACCGGGAAAGAUCGUAUGGUGGUCGACCCUAGAACACAAGAGGUGGUGGGGAUGAGAAAGACGUUAGUUUUCUAUCGGAACCGAGCUCCAAAUGGAAUCAAAACUGGUUGGAUCAUGCAUGAAUUUCGUCUGGAGACCCCACAUAUGCCUCCGAAGGAAGACUGGGUUUUGUGUAGAGUUUUUCACAAGAGCAAGGGAGAGAAUGGUGCAAUACUCAGCCCAUCCAUAAUGUUUGAGACCACAACAAAUAUUGCUCCAUCUCUCAAUAUUCUAACUACACCUGAUCAAACAAUGCCUUGUGGGUAUCAACAAAUGAUUGCUUCUUUGUCUUCAAACCCUCCCCAUCAUCAACACCAUAGCCAAAGUCUUUUAAACCUCCUUCAAUAUGCUCAGGAAAAUAGCAGUAGCAGCAUCAAUACCAACAACAACAAUGACAACAAGAACAACAAUCCCGCGGCCACUGAAGUUAGCUCGAAAGAAGAUGAAUAUGGGUUCUUGUGGGACGUGAGCUUGGAUAAUGGGGCAGUUUCCAACUUGGAAGACAUGAGAUUCGAGAUGGACAACAGUACGGUUUUUCUAUGAAGUAUAAUUAUCUACACUUGGUUAACAUUAGGAGUAAAACUGAAAAAGGGAGGAUUAAUACCAUUUGUUGAUUUGUGAUAUGCAUGUAUGGAUGUAUAUAAUAUGUGUGUUUGGGUUUUAAGAAACAGGUCAUGUGCUUAUUAUUGGAUGGAAAUAUGUAUUGUUGUAGCUAGUGUAUGUUAGGGUUUUAUUUUUAUUUUUAUUUUUUAUUUUGUGUACAAUUAUGUAUUGUGCAUUUGUACAAAUUAAUUAUUCUAAAGCAU
Molecule: messenger RNA, 1274 nt
Organism: Rubroshorea leprosula
Lineage: Eukaryota; Viridiplantae; Streptophyta; Magnoliopsida; Malvales; Dipterocarpaceae
Source: the annotation of a GenBank genome assembly